Molecule: messenger RNA, 1809 nt
Organism: Danio rerio (zebrafish)
Lineage: Eukaryota; Metazoa; Chordata; Actinopteri; Cypriniformes; Danionidae
Gene: f7
Product: coagulation factor VII
Biological process (GO): blood coagulation; animal gross anatomical part developmental process; proteolysis
Cellular component (GO): extracellular region
Molecular function (GO): peptidase activity; serine-type endopeptidase activity; calcium ion binding
Source: RefSeq, marked validated
GUAAAGCGCAGUAAAUAUGAGUCUGCUGCUUGUGUUUUCUCUGCUCUCGAGUCUCCAUUACUGCCAUUCAGCAGCAGUGUUCGUGCACAGAGAUGAAGCUCACGAGGUGUUGAUCAGGAGCAAACGAGCCAACUCAGGCUGGUUUGAGGAGCUGAAGACGGGGAAUCUGGAGCGCGAGUGUCUGGAGGAGAAAUGCUCGUAUGAGGAGGCGCGCGAGGUGUUCGAGCACACAGAGGCCACGAAUGAGUUCUGGAAGAUCUACGAUGUUAAAGAUCACUGCGCAUCCAGUCCAUGUGAGCAUGACGGCCUCUGCACCACACAGAACGCGGACUCCUACAUGUGUUUGUGUGCGCCGGGCUUCAGCGGACGCCACUGUGAGCAAUCGAUUGGAGACGUUACCGACUCCUGUCUGCAUGAUAACGGCGGCUGCGAACACUUCUGCACGGAGCAGGACGGAUGGAGAAACUGCUCCUGCGCAGACGGCUAUUACCUAGAUAACGGCGGGCAGAAGUGCCGGAGUCACGAGGUGUUUCCGUGUGGGAAGGUUCCUCUCCUGCAGGCUGGAAAAGCUGCGGAUCAUCAGGUGGAUCUCAGAUCUCGUAUCGUUGGAGGAUCUGAAUGUCCUAAAGGUCACUGUCCGUGGCAGGUGCUGCUGAAGUACGGUGAGAAGGGUUUCUGUGGAGGUGUGAUCUACAAGCCCACCUGGAUCCUCACAGCUGCUCACUGCUUGGAAAAGCUCAAGGUCAAGUUCCUCAGGAUAGUGGCAGGUGAGCAUGAUCUGGAGGUGGACGAAGGCACGGAGCAGCUCAUCCAGGUGGAUCAGAUGUUCACACACCCUGCGUACGUGUCUGAGACAGCGGACAGUGACAUCGCCCUGCUGCGUCUGCGCACCCCCAUCGUCUACAGUGUGUAUGCGGUGCCGGUGUGUUUGCCGCUGCGGGAGAUGGCGGAGCGCGAGCUGUGGGCGGUCAGCAAACACACGGUGAGCGGCUGGGGCAAACGCAGCGAGGACGGGCCGACCUCUCGUCUGCUGCGCCGGCUGCUGGUGCCGCGCAUCCGCACGCAGGAGUGUGUGCAGGUCAGCAACCUCACGCUCACCAGCAACAUGUUCUGCGCCGGAUACAUCGAGGGCCGGCAGGACUCCUGUAAGGGUGACAGCGGCGGCCCGCUGGUGACCCGGUACCGAGACACCGCCUUCCUACUGGGCAUCGUGAGCUGGGGGAAAGGCUGCGCUCGCCCGGGCUCCUACGGCAUCUACACACGCGUCUCCAACUACCUGCAGUGGAUCCGACAAACAACCAACACCACGAUACACUGAUGAAGACAUGACCCAUGUGCAUAUCUCAUCAAGAUUGCUACUCUUAGGUGAACAAUUAACAAAUAUUAACUAUUAUAGUUAAUGUUUGUUAAAAAUAGCACAAUUAUAUUGAAAAUAAAAAAUAUUUAUAUUAAUUAUGAAGACGGUGUUAUAGCCCAAAAUACCCAAUAGUUGAGCAUCAGCUGCUUUCCUGAGAUCCUGUACAUAUUAGACUCAGAUCUGAUAUUUUGCGCAGGUUAUAUUGCAUUUUUAGCAGGUAUUUAAUGAUUUUGCUCUGAUUAAUCAGGAGAUGUGCAGCUCAUUAUCUCCAUAUUAUUAAUGCUCAACUGUAGUAAACACUCGCUUUACAUAAAUCCAAAACCAGCCAAUAAAUAUCAGCGCAUCCCUAUUUAACGCUUGUGUUCAUGUCUGAUGAUCUUCUGUUGUGUGUAUUCUCUCAGUGGCUUGUCCAUCACUGUCUCAUUAUCCAAUAAAUAAUGCAGAUGUGAUUC